Molecule: messenger RNA, 2078 nt
Organism: Amphimedon queenslandica
Lineage: Eukaryota; Metazoa; Porifera; Demospongiae; Haplosclerida; Niphatidae
Exons: 11
Coding region: 164-1846 (560 amino acids)
Biological process (GO): signal transduction
Molecular function (GO): SH3 domain binding
Source: RefSeq, a predicted model, not a curated record
CCAAAGGAACACCGGGUCUCUUACUCUUUUGUUCGCUCCUUCUUUGCGUGUACAAGCGCUUCUCUCAUUCUCCCUUUGCUCAACCGAGCAGAAGUGAAAGUAUCUCUCCACAUAGUUAGAUAAAGAGAGGGAGGUAUCAAGGACAACUGGGGUCUAGUUUAAAAUGGCUGCCCCACCUCACUCAGUCUGGUCAUGGAACAUUGAGGAGGUUGGUAGAUGGCUUUGCUCAAUAAACAUGAGCCAUCUUGUUCACAAGUUUGAAGUUGCUUCAGUCAACGGCGAAGUCCUCUGUAGAAUGGACGAAGGCUAUGUCCCCGCUCUACUCAAAUUAAACCCAGCCGAGAAAACCAUGUUAAUGGGAGCCAUUAAAAGCGUUAAGGACUCUUACAGGAACAACUACCACAUGAGAGGAGGGCUCCCUCCUGAAGCUCCCCCUCACAACAGACCGAGGACUCACUCCGACGAAAAAAAGAAAAAGAAGGCGAGCAAUGCCACUCCCACUGGCGUCGGUCUUGCAACUGGUCCUACCCGUACCUCUAUAGACGACAGUUCUGAUAUUAACGACUUUACCCCGGAGUAUAAGAUUGCCCCUGCCCCUGAGUUACUAGACGACUACUGUCGCCACAGUGGUUGGAUUCGUAAAAGAGGAGGAGGAUACAAAAGCUGGAAGCGAAGAUAUCUUAUCCUAAGACAAGGCUAUGCUUAUUAUUACGAAAAUGAAAUGUCUGCCAAGCCCAAGGGGAGUAUUUACCUCUAUAACUGCAGUGUAGCACCCUGUACUGAUGAGGACAGGAUUAAACAGUUCAAGUGGGUUUUCAAAGUCAAACCAGAUGAUCCCAAGCAGAGAACCUUCUAUGUUACCACAGCUGCUAGACAUGAAAUGGAGAAAUGGAUUUCAUCACUUAAUGAAGAAAUAGAUAGAUUUAAAAUGAAGAUCGGUGAAGAUGAUGAAGACUAUGAGCGUAUAUAUGAUCCAGUGUAUGAGGAAGAUGAGGAGCAAGAUGACGAUGAGAAUGAUCCAGUGUAUGAAGGAGUUGCUGAGGACGAGGAGCCUCCUUACACUCGUAUUCGUGACACAAGCUCCGUCUCCAUCCCUUCCCCUCGGGUUCCUGAUCAUCGUCACUCGCCCACGCAUCGUUCCGCGACUCUAACCUGGCAAAUGACAGACUCUGCUAAACCACGCCCGGGUAAUGCCCACGCCCCCAUGGUCCCUCCUCGUUCCGUUCGCUCACUACUGGACACUGGGACCUUGAGACCAGAGCCUCCUUCCGCAGUAUCUCCGUCACAACUCAUAGAGGCAGAGAACCCGUACCUCAAGAUUGUGGGGAACUCCGAGCUCAUAGCUCCACCCACUAAUCCCAUGGUUGCUGCCUCUCCUCCAUCAGUUCCUCCUCCUUCAACGUACAACCUUCCUUCUCCGCCACACAUGAGUAGCCCCAGUGAAAUGAGCCCAUCAGAAGACUUUAAUCGUCAAGCCGAGAUAGAAGAGGAAGAUCCUUAUUACAUUCGCUUACAAACGAUAGAAGAAGUCUUACCUCAGUACUGCAUAUUUGGUAACAUACCCCGUGAAGAGGCAGAGAGUGGUUUAUUAAGGACCCGUCGACCUGGUACUUACCUUUUAAGAGAUGGGACUCAUAAGAACGCUAAAUAUGUAUUAUCAGUAUUGACUGACAAUGAGCUCAUAAAACAUUACAAGCUAUACCAGAAGGAAGAUCAAACUUUUUGUCUAACAGAAGGAAAACUAUUCCCAUCCCUUCCUCAGCUAAUAGAAUAUUACAAACAAGUUGAGUUACCAAAGACUCCAAACGUUAGGCUCAGCGAACCUUACCAUCCCUUGGAUCAUUAAUAACUUUUAAUAACUGACUCCUCCUCCAUUUGAUAUUAUUUUUUAAUAUCAGUUUUACACGACUCAUAUUUGCAUAAUAGUUUAUGUCCUUUAUUAUUAUUAUUAUUAUUAUUAUUAUUAUUAUUAUUAUUAUUGUUAUUAUUAUUAAUAUUUCUCGAUUUUAUUUUGGCUGUAGUUAUUAUUAAUUUUUUUUAUGAGGUGUCCUCUUAUUUUUUGUGGUCAUAUAAAAUAA